This is a messenger RNA of Amphibalanus amphitrite, 1224 nucleotides long. It is a transcript of the gene Prpk, whose product is annotated as EKC/KEOPS complex subunit Tp53rk-like. Gene Ontology annotation, cellular component: nucleus; cytosol; EKC/KEOPS complex. Gene Ontology annotation, biological process: protein phosphorylation. The record is from RefSeq and is a predicted model, not a curated record. Lineage: Eukaryota; Metazoa; Arthropoda; Thecostraca; Balanomorpha; Balanidae. The transcript is spliced from 3 exons. Bases 172 to 834 code for a protein of 220 amino acids. Gene Ontology annotation, molecular function: protein serine/threonine kinase activity; ATP binding.
UGCUCUGUGCUCUCCCAAUCACUGACAACAGCACACCGCCCGGCGAACACUAUUAGCCAUACGCAGUGUUUUUAUAUACCUUCUCCAGCUUGUGAACUUUUAUCUAGUUCUGGGUGCUGAACAUAAUUUGUUUAUUAAGUGGGCCUUGCAUAAGUGAAUUGCAGCAGUGGUAUGAAGUCGCCUCAGCUGCUGAAGCAGGGUGCCGAGGCGCGCCUGUACCGCACCACCUUUUGCGGCCGGCCUGCCAUCGUCAAAGAGCGCUUCAAGAAGACGUACCGCCACCCGGAGCUGGACGACGCCAUCACCAACGACCGCAUCAAGGCAGAGGCUCGGGCUCUGGUGCGCUGCUGCAAACUUGGGGUGCGGGCGCCGGUGGUGUACCAGGUGGACCUGCCGCGGCGCCGGAUCGUGAUGCAGGACCUGCCCGAGUGCAGCACGGUGCGUGAGGCCAUCUGCCGGCUGUCGGCCGCGCAGGGCGCCGACUGCGAGCCGUUGCUGGCGCUGGCCGGCCGGCUGGGCCGGCUGCUGGCCACGCUGCACGCGGCCGGCCUGGUGCACGGCGACCUGACCACCUCCAACCUGCUGGUGGACGACCAGCUGGAGCACAUCACCGUCAUCGACUUCGGCCUGAGUGUGGCCGACGGCGGCGCCGAGGAGCUGGCCGUCGACCUGUACGUGCUGGAGCGGGCGGUGCUCAGCACCCACCCGCAGUCGGGACCGUUCACCGAGCACGUGUACACCGCCUACGAGCAGCAGUGGAGUGGCGCCCGGGCCGUGCUCGACAAACUCCACCAGGUGCGCAUGCGCGGCAGAAAACGACUCAUGCUCGGAUGAGUGGCGUGUGACGUUCGUGGAUGUUUUCUAUGUGGCAUUGUUGUACGUGGGGAUUACGCCCAAGCCAUUGUUUCGUCGUUUUGUCGUGAACUGACAUGUUCGUCGUCGAUUUGCCAUUCGGCUCGCUCCCUGUGGCGUCUUGCAAGAGUUCUGCAUUGUACGUAGGUCUGAUAUGUAACGUCACCUAUGCAGAGUGUCACAGGUCAUGAGAAUACCGGCAUAUUUUGACAAUAAUGGUCUCGACUUUGAUAUUACGUCGAUAUAAAUUACCCGAACAAUACCGUAAGUAAUAAUGGAAUAUUUAAAACCCUCGUAUUCGCCGUUUCGAUAGUGAAGUGCAUCACAUGUGGCAUCUAUUUAAUGAAAGUGAAUAAAGGCAUCCGAAUUCAA